Peniophora sp. CBMAI 1063 is the source of this 972-nucleotide messenger RNA. Lineage: Eukaryota; Fungi; Basidiomycota; Agaricomycetes; Russulales; Peniophoraceae. The record is from the annotation of a GenBank genome assembly.
AUGUCGAAUGGAACCAUCGGAAAUGCCUCAUCAACGAAUAGCUCAGACACGGCCGUCUCAAUCGAUCUGGCAGAUAUUGCGCUAUCCGAGCACUUGAGAUUGAUGACUGGGUCUCUCGUUGAUGUAGCAAUCGUAGCACUGAUCAGCCAGCGCUCUUACGCGUACAUCGCAAGGGGCGGGAAAGGUUCAACCUUCUGUACCGUGAUAUGUCUAUGGCUUCUUAAUACCACGCGUCUCAUAUGGAACCUCUCGGACGUAUACCUAAUCUAUACACAACAAGCUGGACUGCAACUUCCCGGACCGCAACAACGUUCGUAUAUCUUGAACCUAUUGAGGAAGAGGAUGGGCGCAUUCGUGACCUUCUUACUGGCUUCGGUUUUCACCUACACUUGUAUGGUCAUCAUCGUGUGGAGACAACUACAUACUCUGGUGGGAAGAAGCAAGUUCAAGGCAUCGCUGCUGACCCUUCUGUUGUGGCUUCCAUCUAUCUGGAUUGCCGACUUUGAGACGACCUUCGCCUUGACCCACGUCUUAGCCAUCACACAAAUCGGGAUGCACGGCACGGCUCACGCAUUCAUACUGCCCAAAGACGACUUUCUAUCGGAUUGUCCACGCCUGCGGAUGCCCGCGCGUCUGCGUGCAUUUGCUCACGCCCAGCAACGGUCCAGAUUGCGCCUACGGCUUCUUGCCGUCGUGAUGUGCACAGUGAAUGUUAUCGUAGUCUAUGGUCUCUGUCGAACCGGCGAGUGCAUUCAGAGCUUCGUCCCGGGAGGACUCUAUAUCAGCUUCGGCGACGUAUAUACCCUGCUCUACCUAAGCAUCAAGAACAAACACGCGGCCAUAGGCAGCGGCGGAAACCCAGAGAUAGUCGUCAGUGCGCCGGAAGAGGUGGAACUGCAGCCUCGCCCUGCAGGCACGGCGCGGCGUCGAACGUCCCACCGCUCGGCGGUCGGUACCGCUGAUAUGUCAUGA